Metschnikowia bicuspidata var. bicuspidata NRRL YB-4993 is the source of this 2430-nucleotide messenger RNA. RefSeq lists its product as uncharacterized. The record is from RefSeq and is a predicted model, not a curated record. Lineage: Eukaryota; Fungi; Ascomycota; Pichiomycetes; Serinales; Metschnikowiaceae. The coding region runs from base 224 to 1990 and encodes 588 amino acids. Gene Ontology annotation, molecular function: mannosyltransferase activity. The transcript has a single exon.
GACACGAAGACAAGAUCGCUCACAAUGCGUGUUAUUAUGAGAACUCCAUCAAACAGAGGCAUUUCGGGACCUUCUUAGAAAAGAAAAGAAGCAAAAAUUGCUUUCAGACUCACGUUGAUUGAAUACAAGAAAUAUCUUAUCCCUCCUCAAAAGACCAGUUUUCUGUAGCAACUUUGAACUUUAAGAAUUUGUCUUUGAUUUAUCCCACAAAUUUUCUGAGAGUAUGCUCUUCAAAGGCACUGGGAAUCGACAGAAGCUUUUGGUUGCGUUGAGCUUGUUUGCAUGUAUAGCCGUCACUUUAGUUUUAUAUCAUGAAGAGAGUGAUAUUUUGGACAUAGGCUGGAAGAAGAAACCAGACUAUGCCCCUGGCACUGGACUGCGUGAAAAGUCCCGUAAAGUUCUUCUUCCAUUGGGUUCUCAAAUCCCAGAACAAGUGCUUCGUGACCAUCUAAGAGGAACAUCUAGUGAACACUGGGAAUCUUUCCAGCUUCCUGAAGCAGAGGUUUUGGUAACACCGCCGCAUAAGCCAGGUGACUUUAAGAUCUACGAUUCCCUUCUAUACGCGGCCUCGCCAGGCGCAACAUGUGCAGAGAAUGAGCACAAAUUCAAGUUGGGGGCUGAUGACAGCCAGCACAUGGCGCUUAAUCAGAGCCGAGUAUUCGAGAUUUUUUUCGACGAGGCCGACACAUACGACGAUUCGUAUAACCAGCAUUUGCGGGGGUUUUUAGAGGAGUACAUGACAGAAAACAAGGAGAUUCAACAUUGGUAUAGAUUUUCCGGGUCUUCAGUGUGGCUAAGCGAUUACAACGUGCACUUGGUUGUGUCUCGCAUGAUUUUGAGUAAAACAGGCUCCAGAAAAAACCCCGAAAUCAGUUUGACUCUAGCGCAAAUUUUCGACGAGCUGUGGCAAGAAGUGCCGGACGUGAGAGUGGUUUUCCCCAGCAACACAGUGGAGAAUGCACCCGGGUUUCGUGUCGGUAACCAAGAUUAUCACCUGUAUCGGUUUCCUCGCUUUCUCCCCAUACCUUUUCCGUUCAAAACAAAAAGAAAAUACUGGGGGUCUGAAGACCCGCGUGUCACGUUGGUACGAAGCAAGCAAGGCCACGAGGAGCCGGUGGUGGUUUUCAACGCAUACCAUGAACAUCAGCUGGACACAGGAGAGGGUAUUGAACUCCAUGGCUUCCGGUCUAUUUUCAUGAGUUUGCCGUUUCAGGUUCAGAAAGGAAAGCAAAUCGAAGGGGCAGACACGGAUCAAACCAGAGACAUGUGGUUUACGCGGACCAAGCAGCUUCACGUACAAGGCGAACAGGACAAGAAGGUGGAAAAAAAUUGGAUCCCUUUUGUCAGCGGAGCCGGCGCUCACCAUGAGCAUGUGCUGAUGCUCACCCUGUUGGACCCACUUAAAAUCAUCACAUGUGAGCUUUGGACAGACAAUGGUAUUUGUGCGUCCGAGACCUCCACCAACGACGACUCCGUAAGCCCGCUUCGAGGUGGCACGCCGUUAUUGAGCAUCAAGACAAUCGAUUCUGAAGACACGGAGUAUUUUGCCGGCAUUGCCCGCGCACAUUUGAAUGACUGUGGCUGCGGCCAUGAUUUCUACAGACCGAACCUCAUAGUGGUGUCCCGCAAAGGCAAAACAUGGAGCCUCAGCCAUGUUUCCUCGUCACUUGAUCUCGGUAUCACAGACUUGCUUCCCAGUCCCAAGAGUAGAGUCUGUGAGCAGGAUAGCGUGAUUAUUCCAAAUGGUAUCGAAUUCUGGGAUCUCGACAGGGACCUUAUGAGUGUGUAUGUCUCUGCCUCUGACGCAACUGUUGAACGGGUGCUUGUUACCGGGUUGCUCCAGGCAAUUGAGGACUCAAUGGUUUGGAAGAACAAUGAAACUGAGAGUUUGCUGGACACUGUGAAAUGCGCUUUGGAAAGCAGCCGGGAGUUUUGCAGAAAGUUUGGCAUAGAGGAUUUCGCUGCCUUUGAAAAGGCUAAUGAAAUAUGAUGUGACCAGAAGUCGUGGAUAUUAUCAAUAAACUCAGUGAAAGAGAGCCUUUAAACUGUACCUUGAGAAGACACAGAAUUGACCAUGCGUACUGAAAUGCCAAUCUUACCGACAGGAGCUGUGAUGAUAUGCUCCACGAAAAUCUCUUGCGUAAGCUUUCUUAUGUAUUGUACUUAUGAUUUAGACUCAGUAUGUUUGGGCAAAUCAACAAUAAAAAAGCACAAGGCCAUGUCCUAAUAAUAAUUCGAAACAAAAAGCGAUCGAUGUCAAUGCGCUGACAAGCCAGAAUAAGAUCAUGUUUCACUGAGAUUCUAAACAACCAGCGGGUGGGGGAUUUUGGGGACGUAUCUUGCAAAUAAGACUGGUCUGACUAGCUAGCAAAACAGGCUUCUCGGAAUCUUCUCACUGGACUUCGAUGCGAGGCCGGCCUGCACACAGGC